This is a messenger RNA of Insectozyma verbasci, 960 nucleotides long. Lineage: Eukaryota; Fungi; Ascomycota; Pichiomycetes; Serinales; Debaryomycetaceae. The record is from the annotation of a GenBank genome assembly.
AUGUCAGGAAAUCAACUGAAAUAUAACAGGGUUUACAUUAAAAACCUUUCGUAUUAUGCUCAAGAAAGUGAUUUAGAAGAAUUAUUUAAAAAUCAUGAACCGUAAGUAUCAUCAAUUGUCAAUUUAAAUUUACAAUUACUAACGUUUUUCUGCGUCAAUGUUUUAAUUCCAAGUUACACUGUUCGUCUUACAAGGUCAGGUAGACAUAAACCAUUAGGCAUUGCAUAUGCAGAUUUUAAAACUUCAGAACAAGUUGAAUCAGUAAUUCAAGAAUUUGAUGGUUUUAAUUUCAAAAGUAGAAAACUCAGUGUUAAAAAACAUCAAGCUUAUAAUCCAAACCGUGGUAGAUUCUUUGGAUUAUUAGGUGGUAAAAAUGACCAAAAGAAAGAAACAGAAUCAGAAGAAGAGGAUGAAACACAAGAUUUAGCUGCUGUUGAACCAGAACAACCACGACAAGAAAGAGUUCCUGAAACUAAGAAAGAUUUACGUACAAAGGCUAAAGAAUUAUUUCCACACAUUCCAGAAGAACCAGAAGAAGUUUCAGAAGAUACAUUAUUCAUUGCAAAAGCUCAUGGUAAAGUCACUGAUGCAACAAUUAGAGAAUUUUUAAAAGAAUAUAAUCCAAGUGAAAUUUAUAUUUUUAAAAAUAAAUCAAUUCCAAAAUUAGGUCCAAUUAACCUUUCAAGUUCUUAUGUAUCUGUUUUAGCAAAAGUUGAUGCUUCAGAUGUUCAAUUAAAUGAUAUCAUUGAAAAUUUAAAAACUCAAAAAUUAAAUGGUAAAAAUGUUGAAUUAAGACCAGCUUCAAAAUCAAGUUUAGAUAUUGAAAAAGCAAAAUCAAAACCAUCAAUUGAAAUUGAAAGAGAAGGUGUUAAAUCAAGAGGAAAAUCAAGAGAAAGUUCAAGAGGGGUUGAAACAUCAAUUGAUACUAAUCAAGCUGUAUCAGAUCAAGUUGAAAAUUAA